ACUUGAAGUAGAGCAGAGAUGAGAAGCAGGAAGCAACACAGCACCGAGCUACCGGAUGGAAACACAUCUCAGUCAUGUGAGUAGACAUGACAGAAACAGCCUUCUUUAAGUUAUUUGUGGCAGUAGUGAUCACAUUCAUUUUAGUCCUGCCAGAAUUUUUCAAGACACCAAAAGAGAGAACACAAGAACUCUGCUGUCGGGAAGUGUGUUUACUACCUAAUUUCACCUAUCCACUUUCCUCCUUCAAUUUUUCUUCUGUCGCUCUUCGGCAACCAGCAGAGGAAACACAGGCUAUUAUGGCAAUGUUUCCAAAUCUCUCCAGUUUCCAAAGCUUCACUGAGGUUUGCCACGGCAUCACAAGUGAAUCUCCGAUGUGCUUCUUAUGUCUGGUUUGUGAAUCCAAAGGAGACACGGAUUUAAUUUCUCAAGAACAAACAUCAAAAGGCCUCAUCAUGAGGGGAUCCAUGGAAGCAGAGGCAAACGGCUUUUACUCAUCAUGCCAGCAUUUUAACGUCACUGUCGCUCUUCUAAUUGACCCUGUGAAGGGACACAACACUACCUGCAUCCCCGAAACCCACCCUGAAACAUCCACAACUGUGGAAGAAGCUCCAACCAGGGAAAAGUCUCUAAACCAUACUUGUAGAGUUAUGAAAACCACGAGCAAUUGCACUCACAUUUCCUUGCACCUAGAAACGGACCUAAAACCCGUUACUUGUUCCAUGAAGAUAACCUGGUAUAUUUUAGUGCUGUUAGUUUUUAUGCUCAGCAUCAUCCUUAUUAUCCACAAAAUACUCGAAGACCACAGGAGAGUGCAAAGGUGGCAAAGUCAUAUGUACAAAUCUACAUCCGUUCUCUUAAGAGGGAGUGACUCUGUGAAGCCGAGCUCUCUGAACGUCAGGGUUAUCCCAGAGUCCACUCGAGAGGUGCCCUUACCACGGGUCAUGGAGGUGCUCCCCACAAUACCAGAACUGGAAGUCACUUCUGCAGUACACCAGCAAGAUCAAUAUACACGGUGAGUUUUGCUCAGCCUUAUUGACUGUUUGACU
Molecule: messenger RNA, 1046 nt
Organism: Acomys russatus (golden spiny mouse)
Lineage: Eukaryota; Metazoa; Chordata; Mammalia; Rodentia; Muridae
Gene: Tmem156
Product: transmembrane protein 156
Exons: 6
Coding region: 87-1016 (309 amino acids)
Source: RefSeq, a predicted model, not a curated record